AUGGAACGCCGGCGGCUGCAAGCUCGCCAAGACCACGACCUACCGGACGACGUGCUCGCCGACGCCCUCCGUGGGGUCCUGCCGCGCUGGCUCGCCGCGUCGCGGUGCGUCUGUAAGGCCUGGCGCCGCGUCAUCGACGAGCGCCGCCUCCUGCGCACGGACCUGCUCCCGCUCUCGCUCGCCGGCAUCUUCAUCCAGUUUGACUGCCACGCGUUCCCGGAGUUCUUCGCGUGCCCCUCUCGCGCCACGGUCAACACCAAGCUCCACUUCUUGCCGCCCCCGAAGUAUCCCUUUGAUGAGAUACGCCCGGGGUCGAGAUUCGACAACGAGUACUUCGUUCGUGACCACUGCCAUGGCCUCCUCUUGCUCCGCAACUACGUGGUCAACCCUGCCACGCGACGCUGGGAUCCUUUGCCUCCAAUGAGGGACACCUAUUUAUUUUUAUUCAAAGAGUAUCUAGCCUUUGAUCCCACCGUGUCGCCCCACUAUCAGGUGUUCAGAGUCCCCUAUUUGCACGAGGAGAGCAUCUACAAGAGCAUGGUCGCCCGCGGUUCUACCCAGUUAGACCCCUUGGUGGAGGAAUCCGAAUGGCCUCCAUCUACAUGCAUCAUGGAUGUUUUCUCGUCAAGGUCGGGUCGUUGGGAGGAGAGGUCUUUUGCUAGACAAGGUAAUGUUGCAGGGGACAUCGCCGAGGCACGACGCAAUCGCCAUUGCAGAUGGGAAUGGGCCAAAUGUGGAUCCGCCUACUGGCAACAGGCACUUUACGUGCACUGCCAGCCUAAUGUUGUCAUGAGGAUAUCCCUUUCCGAGGACAAGUACCGUGUGAUUGAAGCACCAAUCGACAUGAACGCCAUGACUUACCUAGGAAGAUCAAAAAAUGGUGUGUACUAUGCAUCAUUCAUUAAGGAUGUCUUUCGAGUUUGGAUCCUGGAUGAAUCGUAUGAUCAAAUGAAGUGGGUGAUGAAGGGUGAAUAUGACCUUAAGCGUGUGCGAGCGUCAGAUCAGCACGUUCAUGGUCCAUGGGUCUUAGAAGACAUUAACUAUGAAUUCUUUCGUUCACAACUUCCAGAAGUCAAAAAGGAAGCAAGAGUCGAAGAAGAGGCUGAAUGGAACUCUGACAAUGACGAUGUAGAUGACAAUAUAGAUGCGAUUCAAGGGCGUCGUCUCGGUGGAUAUGAAGUACUUGGAUUUCACCCAUUCAAAGAGAUUCUCUUCUUGAGCAGCUUCAUGGGAGAAGAAUGGGACGCUACGGUACACGCUUAUCAUUUGAAUAGCUCCAGGGUUGAAUGCUUAGGUAACAUGCGGCCAGCGCAAUAUCAUCUUUAUGAAGGCACGGCACCUUGCGAAGAGCGAGAAUACAAAUAUUUUCCGUACACGCCAUGUUGGAUUGGAGAGUUCCAUAGCAACAAGUGCAAUUUAUAA
This is a messenger RNA of Triticum aestivum (bread wheat), 1422 nucleotides long. RefSeq lists its product as uncharacterized. Gene Ontology annotation, molecular function: protein binding. Bases 1 to 1422 code for a protein of 473 amino acids. The transcript has 2 exons. The record is from RefSeq and is a predicted model, not a curated record. NCBI's taxonomy places the organism in Eukaryota, Viridiplantae, Streptophyta, Magnoliopsida, Poales, Poaceae.